AUGACCACUGCAGCAGAUCUUGUACCCACAGCCUUUGAGGAGCAGCCCCGAGGCAGAUUUGCACCUCUUACUCUGGGUAGCAUUGAAGCCGAAUUACUCAGCAUCAAGCCGGAUCCCCGGUUCCCACACCUCAGCUUAGUAUGGCUCCAAUUCCCCAAUGCUGGCUUAACUUACAAUCGUGAUGGUGAGCGGAUCACAGCUACAGGUACGGCACAUGCAUGCUUCCACUUCCGAAACAAUCAACCCUUUGUUUAUUGGAUGGCCGAACGUAUGUCUAUCAACGCCGACUUGCUUGACUUUCCCCAACCGGACGAUGCCGAGAUGUUGGAUCCAGAAUCUGACCUUGAAUACCUGCCGGAGCCGGCUUCGGAUCAAUCUGAACCAAAUGUCACGAGACUUAACGCGGGUGCUUCCCCUGCGCUCCCCAUUGAUCCAGGCAACAAACGUCAUGUCCCAGCCCUUAAAAACAAUCAUGCGGGACAAUAUGAUUCACGUGCUUCCAACCACACCUUCACACCCAAUAAAAUAAUGGUACAGGACAACACAGAUACAAAAGACAACACAACCACACUCAAUAACCCGUCGGAACGUAACCUUCAAGUUCUAUUUACAACACAGUCAAUCAAGGAUGCCUUAGGACAAUUGGAAGGCACCGCACAAUCACAACGGAGAGAAGAAUUGGCAGGAUUUAAAGGAAAAGUUAACAAAGAGGGUCAAGGUACAAUUUCAGUCCAUGUCAAUUCUAAUUCAGAAGACAAUGCGCUUAAAGAAACCCCACUUCCCAGUGUCCAAGACGCAAUAUGGAGGUAUGUACCAUGCAUGGACUUGUUGUUUUCACGAGAAUUUUCAGAUAACAUAUGCAUUAAUACGGAGUCGGGACCAAAAUAUUUUACCCCUCCUUUUACUAUCCAAGCCUGGGUGGAAACACAUCAUUUAUAUUUGCCCGUUCCCGAACGAAAAUACAAUGCUAUCUGGUACCCAGACCUCUUUCAUUAUGAAUUCUCGUACGACGAACAACAAAUCAUAUGGGCUAUCUAUCAACAGCUUCAGAGAACUAACAACAUAACGGACACCAUUCCAAUGCACUUCAGGGAAGGGGGAUAUAUAGAGGGGUAUUACGAGUCAAUACCGCCUAUCUGGGCGCCAUUUGUAUGUAUCCGUUUUCCGAUUCUCAACCGGUUACUCGCUUGUGUUGCAGACGUAUGGCCUACCUCAAUAUUUGGUUCCUUUGUGGCCUUAAAACAAGCCAAACCGCUUGCUUCAGUCGUAAACAAGUCUCAGCAACAAGAAUCUGAACCCAAUGAACUACAUUAUUCCACUGCACCUCGAUCCAGCCCCAUCUCCUUACCAGAAGAUACUGAACUUCAACCUCACACAUUCACUACCCCCAUACACAUUUCAUACCACCUGCUAGGAUGA
Messenger RNA from Psilocybe cubensis, 1419 nucleotides. RefSeq lists its product as uncharacterized. The record is from RefSeq and is a predicted model, not a curated record. The coding region runs from base 1 to 1419 and encodes 472 amino acids. The transcript is spliced from 3 exons. NCBI's taxonomy places the organism in Eukaryota, Fungi, Basidiomycota, Agaricomycetes, Agaricales, Agrocybaceae.